This is a messenger RNA of Thyridium curvatum, 1065 nucleotides long. RefSeq lists its product as uncharacterized. The record is from RefSeq and is a predicted model, not a curated record. Lineage: Eukaryota; Fungi; Ascomycota; Sordariomycetes; Thyridiales; Thyridiaceae. The transcript is spliced from 4 exons. Bases 1 to 1065 code for a protein of 354 amino acids.
AUGCCUACGGAAUUAGAAGAGCUCGUCGGCUUCAUAGCCCACCCCAACCCUCAGAUCCGGCAGCUUGCAGUCGAGAAUCUUGUGCCGUACUCGACCGUCCAGCCCGCUAUCUUCAAGGUCAACCAGCUUGUCCCUGUGAGAAACUUGAAGAUCUUGGUACGGGAUCAUCCUAAAAUUGCAGAGCAUGCAAUCACCAUCAUGGUCAACCUCUCUGCGGAUAAUGAGAUUCUAGAGAAUCUGGCGAAGGAUGACUCAUUUCUGGAGCUGAUCUUGUCUCGUGUAACAAAUCCGUCCGAGCCCAAUGCCAACCUCUUGGCUAUGUUAUUGGCCAACCUUGCCAAAUGGGAUGGGCUAAAGAACAUAAUACGUCGGAAACAGGCUGCACCGGAGACUCUGAAGUCAGACGAGCUCGUCCUCAACCAGCUUCUGGAUCUGUUCGUGAAGGGCCACGAUGGGUCCUUCAACAAACAUGCCGAUUUUGACUACCUUGCUUAUCUUUUCGCUGACCUUGCGAAGCACCCGGAAAUACGCCAGUUUUUUGUCAAGAAGCAAGAAUACGACGAUUCUGUGCCGCUGACCAAGCUGAGAGUUUUCACCGACCACAAAUCCGACAUCAGAAGGAAAGGAGUCGCCAGCACCAUCAAGAAUGUGGCGUUUGAUGUGCCUUCUCACCCUGCGUUUUUCGCGGAAGAUGAGAUCAACAUCCUUCCUUAUAUUCUCCUACCCAUCAUGGGAGACGAGACCUACGAGCCAGAUGAUAUGAUGGAUAUGUUGCCAGAUCUGCAGCUCUUGCCCCCGGAUAAGAAGCGGGAUCCAGACAACAAUAUCGUGCAGACUCAUGUGGAGACCUUGAUGCUACUAAGCACUACAAGGGAAGGCAGGGACCUUAUGCGAGAGGUCAAAGUCUAUCCUAUCAUCCGCGAAACUCAUCUCCGGGUUGAGGACGAAGGUGUUCAGGAGGCGUGUGAGAGGCUAGUCCAGGUGCUGAUGAGGGACGAAGAGGACCAGAGCUCUGCAACACGUGUCGAGGAACUGGACGACGACGAGCGUGUGGUCGAGGUAUAA